Molecule: messenger RNA, 786 nt
Organism: Spizellomyces punctatus DAOM BR117
Lineage: Eukaryota; Fungi; Chytridiomycota; Chytridiomycetes; Spizellomycetales; Spizellomycetaceae
Exons: 2
Molecular function (GO): protein dimerization activity
Source: RefSeq, a predicted model, not a curated record
AUGCUACGCGCCAACUUGUUUGUCGAGUUGGAAGUGGAUUGGGAGAGUUUUCAGGAGGAGGAGCGCUUUGUUAAAAUCAUGGCGCCAUUCGAUGCUUUAUGUCGAGAAGCGGAAAAAGUGAGGUUAAAGAUGGAAGUAAAGGCACGUACAAAGAGUAGCCCUACCAAACAGCACCCCCUCCAAACACCUUUAUUAUUUUCUCCAAUGUCCAACAAUUCGUCUCCCCGUCAUCGCCAGCAACAUAAUCACAAGAAAAAGGGCAAGCACAAUAAGCCCACCAACAACCACACACCGCCAGGAGCCUACAGUCCCAAGAGCAGUACAAUAUCCAUGGCAGCUUCCACAUCCUGGUCAAUGUCCGAACGCCUUUCUCGCAUCGCUGGGUAUAUGUUCACCAUUGAACGUUGCCCGGCCAACAGGCGAACCGCGACCUUUCGCCGCAACCAUCUGGUUGACUUUAUCGGCGGUGAUCCAGAAGAGGAGGGUCUGGGCGUCCAUGGCGUCCUGUGGAACUUUUUCUCGACGGCCCGUCGCAUCGAACUUGUCUAUAGCAUCAUGCUACAUCACAUUCUUUCACCGAAUGCUAGUUCUCCCAUUGAGCACCGAACAGGCAUCAGGGAUUUGUUGGAGGAGGAAGUCUACACGGACUGGUAUGCUGUUCAUGAUGGGCAGUGUGAGCUGGAGAGAGAUCGGACGACGCCUAGUGCAAACAUGCGAGAAGAACUGUAUAAAGUGUGGGUGAAGUCCCCUAUUCGAACGCUGCUAAAGGGAUUCAUCACACGGGAG